Molecule: messenger RNA, 2677 nt
Organism: Canis lupus familiaris (dog)
Lineage: Eukaryota; Metazoa; Chordata; Mammalia; Carnivora; Canidae
Gene: CALHM2
Product: calcium homeostasis modulator family member 2
Exons: 4
Coding region: 1165-2136 (323 amino acids)
Molecular function (GO): monoatomic cation channel activity
Source: RefSeq, a predicted model, not a curated record
GGCAGAGACAUAGGCAGAGGGAGAAGUAGGCUCCCUGUGGGAAGCCUGAUGUGGGACUCGAUCCCAGGACCCCAGGAUCACAACCUGAGCCAAAGGCAGAUGCUCAACCACUGAGCUACCUAGGCGUCCUCUAAGAACUCAUUCUGAUCUUGAUCCCUGCAACACUGCUUUACUGAUUUCCCUUCUUUGCAUCUAUUCUUCCCUCCCUUACCACUUCUGAGAUCCAGUUUCGCUUAUUUGGAAGGAGGAUAAGCCCUGUAGGCCUGCGGGGCUGAAGGAGCCCUCUAGGCUCCUCUGGGGGGUGCAACUUCAUCUAGGUCCUGAAUGUGGAGAGGGCUCAGAGGAGUAGAGACCAGGUCUGUGUUGAUAGGUGGGGAGGAGCUUCCAGGGGGAAAAGCCAGCUCAGAAUAUUGAGAGGUACAAAUGUCAAGAAAAGAGCAAAGCUUUGGGUAAGGCAGAUUGGGGUUCAUAAACAAGAGCUGUAAGACCUCACCAAACCCCUCCAAACCUCAGUGUGUCUGUCUGUAAAAUAGAUCUCAAGGAGAAUAAAGGAGGGUAACUUUUGAGGAAGAAUCUGGAAGUGUUUGGCACAUAGUAGAAUCUGAAUAAUGAACACUGGUCCUUUCCCUUCAUUCCUACCCAUGGACAAUCACAGCUCCCAGAGGCCAGCAUGGCACUCAGCAGUCCACUGUCUAGAACCACAAGUAUUGCAGAGCUGACAGGAGGCUGGGGCAGAGUUCCAUCCUGCUGUUUCAUCCUCUUUCCUGGAGUUUAAAACUUCUUUGAAAACACCACCAGCCCCAGGCCCUGCUCAUCUCAAGCCCCCUGCUCUGGUGCAGAAGAAAGCACAAGGGAGCCAACGGAGGGCACGGCUGGCCCGCAGCACUUCAGGGGGGCCUGCCUUGUAGGCCCACGCCCCGCGGAGGCUGGAGCCACUGGGUGGCGCUGCAGCUGGCAUCAGUUUUCAGAGGCAAACGUUUAUCAGUCAUCUACCACUCCACAGGAAGCACCAGACAGGCCACCAGAGGGGAUAAAAUGGCAAGACUGUGCCCUGCCUUCAGAUGCCCACCCACCUGCACUCCUUCCUAGUCCCAUUGGGAAUCACCCAUCCCUGUCUCCUCCCGCCCCCAUCCUCGCAGCUGGUCCCUGAGCUGACUUGUCACCAUGGCAGCCCUGAUUGCAGAGAACUUCCGCUUCCUGUCGCUCUUCUUCAAGAGCAAGGAUGUGAUGAUUUUCAAUGGGCUGGUGGCACUGGGCACGGUGGGCAGCCAGGAGCUCUUCUCUGUGGUGGCUUUCCAUUGCCCUUGCUCACCUGCCCGCAACUACCUGUACGGGCUGACGGCCAUUGGCGUGCCUGCCCUGGCCCUCUUCCUCAUUGGGGUCAUCCUCAACAACCACACAUGGAACCUGGUCGCUGAGUGCCAGUACCGGAGGGCCAAGAACUGCUCAGCUGCCCCCAACUUCCUCCUCCUAAGCUCCAUCCUGGGCCGUGCAGCGGUGGCCCCUGUCACCUGGUCCGUCAUUUCCCUGCUGCGAGGUGAGGCCUAUGUCUGCGCUCUCAGCGAGUUUGUGGAUCCCUCCUCACUCACAGCUGGGGAGAAGGGCUUCCCACCAGCCCAUGCCACGGAAAUCUUGGCCAGGUUCCCCUGCGGGGAGGGCCCCGCCAACCUGUCAGGCUUCCGGGAAGAGGUCACCCGCAGGCUCAAGUAUGAGUCCCAGCUCUUCGGGUGGCUACUCAUCGGCGUGGUGGCCAUCCUGGUGUUCCUGACCAAGUGCCUCAAGCAUUACUGCUCACCACUCAGCUACCGCCAGGAGGCCUACUGGGCACAGUACCGCACCAAUGAGGACCAGCUCUUCCAGCGCACCGCCGAGGUACACUCACGGGUGCUGGCUGCCAACAAUGUGCGCCGCUUCUUUGGCUUCGUGGCACUCAACAAGGAUGACGAGGAGCUUGUUGCCAGGUUCCCAGUGGAAGGCACACAGCCUCGGCCACAGUGGAACGCCAUCACUGGCGUCUACUUGUACCGUGAGAACCAGGGCCUCCCACUGUACAGCCGCCUGCACAAGUGGGCCCAAGGUCUGGCAGGCAAUGGGACAGCACCAGAAACCAUGGAGAUGGCCCCCCUCACCUCCUGAGGGUCCUUCAUCACACUCUUUGCAAGUGACAGUACUUGGGUUUCAAACUGAACUCCACUGCGUGCUCACAGCAGCAUCAGACGGGGAUGAUUUUUAAAACUUUUUUGGGAAACAGGCCAGGAGCAAGGAGCACAAAGCAACCUGGGGUGUGGAGAGAGCUAGUAGACAAUGGGGUCCGCUUCCACAGGAAGGUUCUCAGACCUGAAGAAACCCCCUCUCCUGCUGCCACCAACCACUGGGGUCAACAGCUUUGGAGAAAAGACCCCUUUGCAAAAUUCGUCCUUAAUUAACUAGGACAUGGAUGACCUUUUACUGGUAGGACUCCAAGGCUGGGAAGCCCUGACCAGCAGAGCCAGGUAACCGUGAAAUUCACCAGCAGACUCCUUGUACAGGAUAUCGUGCUAUUAAUGGAUGUGUGACUGAUUGCAUAUGGUUACCUGGCUCAACAGCGCUCAGCCAGGAAGAUGCCCUCCAAUGUAUGCUCUGGCAUUAUUUUAUAUACUUAAAUUUUUGAUAAAGUUUUUCUUAGUAUAAAGGACUA